GCCCGUCGCCGCGGUGACCGUCCUCGCGGCCCGUCGGCUCGCGCCCCGCCUCCGUUCCCGCCGCCCCCUCCCCUGUCGCGCGCCGUAGGGGGUGCUGCUCGCUCCUCCCGAUUCCCGCCGCGUUCGCUGCUGCUCCUCCUCUCCCGGGCGUCGCGGCCGCUGCCUCUGCGGGCUGUAUGAGGAGGAGUAGGAGGAGGAGGAGGAGGAAGAGGAGGAUGUGAAGAUGGCGGAGCUGCAGAUGCUGCUGGAAGAGGAAAUCCCGGGGGGCCGCCGGGCUCUCUUCGACAGCUACACGAAUCUGGAGCGGGUGGCCGACUACUGCGAGAACAACUACAUCCAGUCACCAGAUAAGCAGCGAGCUCUAGAAGAAACCAAAGCGUACACCACUCAAUCCUUAGCAAGUGUUGCAUAUCUGAUAAACACCUUGGCCAACAAUGUCCUACAGAUGCUGGAUAUUCAGGCAUCGCAGUUACGGAGAAUGGAAUCUUCAAUCAACCAUAUUUCACAAGUGAGACCUUGUUAAAUUUGUUUGCUUAUGAGCAACACACUGCCUAU
Messenger RNA from Rattus rattus (black rat), 555 nucleotides. RefSeq names its product abl interactor 2-like. The coding region runs from base 224 to 523 and encodes 99 amino acids. The transcript is spliced from 2 exons. Gene Ontology annotation, molecular function: SH3 domain binding. Gene Ontology annotation, cellular component: lamellipodium. NCBI's taxonomy places the organism in Eukaryota, Metazoa, Chordata, Mammalia, Rodentia, Muridae. The record is from RefSeq and is a predicted model, not a curated record.